AUGUCUGAUGAAUUUUAUGAUUCAGAUGCAGAGGGUGAGAUACACAUGGAGUGGCUUUCUGAUGAUUCUGAUAUUGAAACAAUGGGUUAUGACUGGACAGAUUCAGAAUCAGAUGAGGACCAACAUGACCUCACAACAAACACACAGACAAUCAAUACACACUUUGUUUGGUUGAAUGAAUUUCGAAGGAACCAAGUAGCAAACAAGUUACAGCAACUUGCAAGCGAAAAAGACACACCUUAUGGAGCGAAGUGGAAAUUGCCUCGUGGCACAAUCAAUAAGUUAGCAACAAAGUACUCUGUUUCAAGGUGGACAAUAUCAAGAAUAUGGCACAAGGUAGAAAUGCAAAUGACAUCAGAUGCAUCUAUUGAGAUUGGUUCCCUCAAAAAAGGUAGAGUUGGGAAGAAAAGAAAGAUGCUAGAUCCAAAUGCAUUAAUGGAAAUCCCUUUGAGGAAGAGGACUACUCUGAGGUUAAUGGCGGCCGCAUUAGGUAUGCACAAUUUGACACUUUAUCGAUUGAUGAAAAGAGGUGCAUUAAGGAAGCAUAUAAACACUAUGAAACCACAUUUAACACAAUCACAUAAACUUGCUAGAGUACUAUGGUGUUUGAACGCAAUUAUUCCGGCAACUCUAAACACUAUACCCAAGUUUUCACACAUGUACAAUAUGAUUCAUAUUGAUGAGAAGUGGUUUUGCAUGUCAAGAAUUAUGCAAAGAUACUACUUGGAUCCAACGAAAAAGGCACCUCGCAGAACAUGCAAGUCAAAAAGAUUCAUAGUGAAAGUCAUGUUUGAAGGUGUCAUGUCUAGGCCACACAUAACAUCUGAGGGGGUGUCAAUUUGGGAUGGUAAGAUUGGUAUCUCUCCUUUUGUAGACAAAGUACCAGCAAAAAGACGGAGUAACAACAGAGAAGCUGGAACCUUGGAAACAAAACCCAUCACAAGCAUUACAAAGGAGAAAUGGCCACCAUAUGCAUGCAAGGACAUAUGGAUACAGCAAGAUAAUGCACGCCCGCACAUUGACAACACAGAUGCAGAUUUCAUAGAGACAGCCACAUCGGAUGGAUUUAACAUGAGACUAGUGAAUCAACCAGUACAAAGUCCAGACCUAAAUGUGCUUGACUUGGGUUUCUUUAAUGCUAUUCAAUCCCUAAAAGAUCAAAAGGCACCAAAGACUGUUGAUAAGUUAAUCAAGGUAGUUCAGGCUGCAUAUGAUGAAUAUGACCCAAAGUUAGGAAAUCACAUUUUCCUAAGUUUACAAUAUUGUAUGAUUGAAGUUCUGAAGCUCAAAGGUAAUAACAACUACAACCCUCCCCAUGCGGGCAAGCAAAGAAUAGAAAGGGAAGGGGUGCUACCUAUUAGUGUAGAGAUUCCAAGAGAAUUAGUUGAAGAAUGCCGAAUAUAG
Molecule: messenger RNA, 1404 nt
Organism: Beta vulgaris subsp. vulgaris (sugar beet)
Lineage: Eukaryota; Viridiplantae; Streptophyta; Magnoliopsida; Caryophyllales; Amaranthaceae
Exons: 2
Coding region: 1-1404 (467 amino acids)
Molecular function (GO): nucleic acid binding
Source: RefSeq, a predicted model, not a curated record